Messenger RNA from Zingiber officinale, 1644 nucleotides. RefSeq names its product scopoletin glucosyltransferase-like. Gene Ontology annotation, molecular function: UDP-glycosyltransferase activity. NCBI's taxonomy places the organism in Eukaryota, Viridiplantae, Streptophyta, Magnoliopsida, Zingiberales, Zingiberaceae. The record is from RefSeq and is a predicted model, not a curated record. The transcript has a single exon. Bases 35 to 1483 code for a protein of 482 amino acids.
CUAACCUUUGUAGCAGCUGAAUCAAUCCAAUCGGAUGGCGGAUCACCAAGUCCACAGCAUUUUCUUCUUCCCUCUCCCUGCCGCCGGCCAUGUCAUCCCCAUGGUCGACGCUGCCUCCGUCUUCGCGUCCCGCGGCGCCACCGCAACCAUCCUCUCACCUGACCCCGCCCCGCGGCUCCUCGCCGACCGCCUCCGAAAAGCCCGCCACUCCGGUCACCAAAUCGACCUUCUCCUCCUUCGUCAAGCCGCUGAUGGAGACGUCUCUGGUCGCCGCCAGCCCCCGUUCCUCGCCUCCCCUGCAUACUCCUUUGACCUCUUCCGCGACCUCGAGAAGCGGUUCGCAGAGCCGUUGGAGAUCGCGCUCCUGCGGCACCGACCGAGCUGCCUAGUGUCCGACAUGUACCUCCCCUGGACCGCCGACUCCGCGCGGCGGCUCGCGGUGCCACGCCUCGUGUUCCAGUCGAUGGGUUUCUUCCCUCACUGCGUCAUCGACGCCGUGGAGCGCCACGCGGCGGAGCAACGCGAGUUGGGAACGUGGAUCGGAGAACGCGUGGCGGUGCCCGGCCUGCCACAUCGAAUUGAGAUGAAGCGGUCGCAGCUCCACGAUUCGGCGGGGUUGCGCACCGAGUUCAGCGAGUUCUUUGACCGGGUGGCCGAGUCCGGGAGGGCGAGUCACGGCGAAGUGGUGAACAGCUUCUACGAGUUGGAAGCGGAGUACGCGGAGCAUUACCGGAGAGUGAUGGGGAGGCGGGCGUGGCACAUCGGACCAGUCUCGCUUGUACACGACACCGCUGGCAUCGCCGGAGCUAAAGAAGCGGCAGCGAUUCUAACGUGGUUGGACUCGAAGCCUACUGAAACGGUUGUGUAUGUGUGCUUCGGGAGCAUGGGGCGAAUGAGCGAGGCACAGAUGGGGGAAAUUACGGCGGGACUAUCGGCCGCAGGCCACCCGUACAUCUGGGUUACUGGCGGCGAGGGAGAACAGAGGAGCAUCGUUGAGGAACAGAGGAGCGUCGUUGAGGAACAGAGGAGCGGCCUCGGGCUGGUGGUGCGCGGGUGGGCGCCUCAGGCGGCGAUCCUUGGCCAUCGCGCGGUAGGGGGCUUCGUGACGCACUGCGGAUGGAACUCGGUGAUGGAGGCGGUGAGCGCCGGCGUGCCGAUGGCCACGUGGCCGCUUUUCGCGGAGCAAUUCUACAACGAGGCGCUGGUGGUGGAUGUACUGCGCGUCGGUGUGCGCGUAGGCGCGGAGGUGUGGGGGAUGGCGGAAGAGGAGAAGCCGGUGGUAGCGAGAGCAAAUAUCGCCGCGGCGGUGGCGCAGUUGAUGGAGGAGGAGAGGGGUAGCGAGGAGAGGAAGAGGAGGGCGGCGGAGAUGGGGCGGAAGGCGAGGGAAGCCGUGGCCGUCGGCGGUUCAUCCUACAGCGAAGUCGACCAGUUGAUGUCCGAACUGUCGCGUCCCCAAUUGGAGCGAAGUCAACAAAACCUUUGAUCCAUGACGACUUGGUGCGAACUCUCGAGAAUUGAUCCUUUAUACAUGUCCUUGCAUGUUAUGAAAGUCUAUCCAAUAAUUUUAAUUUUAAUUUUUAUUUUAAUUUUUAUUUUGUUUCUACAUUUUCUUUCUAAUUGAGCAAAAUUCAGAACAAUAUUACA